AUGGCAGCCAUCCACCGACCUGCGCAUCUCACACACCAUGCAGCCAAGCUCGCCUCGGCGGCCUGCUUCGAAAAGGCCCAAGCCAUCGGCAUGCCGAUGAACAUCGCCAUCGUGGACGCCUCGCUCUACCUCCUCCACUUUGAGCGCAUGCCCGGCGCCAAACUCACCUCGGUCGAUAUCGCCAUGAACAAGGCCUUCACCGCCGCAGGCCACCGCGCCCCGACCUCCGUCUACAAGGAGAACGUGUGGCCCGGCGGUCCGGCGUUUGGGCUCAACAACAGCAACAACGGCAGGUUCAUGUAUGUGGCAGGCGGGAUCCCGAUUGUCGUGGACGGCGAGGUCGUGGGUGCGAUUGGGUGUAGCACGGGCACACCGGCGCAGGACACCGAAGUCGCGCAGGCGGGUGUUGAUGCCGUGAUGGCCUACGUCAAGAAAACGCAGUCAAGGCCAAAGCUGUAA
This is a messenger RNA of Fonsecaea monophora, 459 nucleotides long. RefSeq lists its product as hypothetical. NCBI's taxonomy places the organism in Eukaryota, Fungi, Ascomycota, Eurotiomycetes, Chaetothyriales, Herpotrichiellaceae. Bases 1 to 459 code for a protein of 152 amino acids. The record is from RefSeq and is a predicted model, not a curated record. The transcript has a single exon.